UGCAUAAUAUUAGGCAAACACUUUGUAGUUUUGCAAUGGUAGCAUUACUCUUUGUUUAUUUUAUUUUCCUUUACAAUUGGCCCUUCUCAUCUCUUUCCUCGUCCCAGCUACUUCUCUCCCACAAUGAACCACUCUGCCAUCACCAAUCACACAAGAAUACCAAUAUUAAUGAAGUAUAUGGAGAUAGUCUUGGAACAGCUUUGGCCAAAGCUUCAAUGGGAAAUAACAAAACGUUGAUAAUUGCUAUAAUAAAUAAGGCUUAUGUAGAACAAGAUGUUAAUGGUGAUGCCAUCACCAUGUUUGAUCUAUUCUUAAGUAGCUUUUGGCUUGGAGAAGGAACAAAGUCUUUGGUUGAUAAUCUUCUUAUUGUAGCCGUUGAUCAAACGGCCUAUGAUCGAUGCAUGUUUUUGAGGUUGAAUUGCUUUAGAUUGGAAACCGAUGGAGUUGAUUUUGAAGGAGAGAAAUUCUACAUGUCUCAAGAUUUCAUCAACAUGAUGUGGAGAAGGACUUUUUUUCUUUUGGAAGUUCUAAAACGUGGUUACAACUUCAUUUUCACUGACACUGAUGUAAUGUGGUUAAGAAAUUCAUUUAAAAAAUUAAGCUUGAAAAGAGAUGAAGACCUUCAAAUUAGCACAGACAACUAUCAUGGUGAUCCUUGGUCAGAAAAUAAUAUAAAUACUGGAUUUUACUUUGUAAGAUCGAACAACAAGACCAUAUCUUUGUUUGAAACAUGGUACGAAAGCAAAGAUAAUUCCACAGGAAAAAAGGAGCAAGAUGUGCUUCGAGACCUAAUGGGAGGUGGUAUAUUUAAACAUUUGAAACUCAAGGUUAGAUUCUUAGAUACACUUUAUUUUAGUGGAUUUUGCCAGGAUAGUAAGGAUUUCAGAGCUGUAACAACGGUUCAUGCUAAUUGUUGUCGAAGCAUCACUGCAAAGGUAGCUGAUUUAAAGACAGCUCUUCAUGAUUGGAAGCAAUUUAAGAAGUUAGAUGUUAAUUCUACCAUGAAUAUUCAUUGGUCAAGUCACGAGAGGUGUUCCCAAUCUUGGGGAUGAUUUUAUAGAACAAUAAUAUCAUAUACUAGUAUAGUUUAUAUUUAGUUGAAUAAUGAUAUUUACGCAAAUAUUUCCAUUUUGUUUUUCUAAUUAAAAUAAGCAGUUGUAAAAAUUGAAAUAUUUGUGCUUGUGCAAUUUUUAUUACCAUGACAUUAAUAAACUAAG
Molecule: messenger RNA, 1217 nt
Organism: Vicia villosa (hairy vetch)
Lineage: Eukaryota; Viridiplantae; Streptophyta; Magnoliopsida; Fabales; Fabaceae
Exons: 3
Coding region: 36-1052 (338 amino acids)
Source: RefSeq, a predicted model, not a curated record